This is a messenger RNA of Equus caballus (horse), 1432 nucleotides long. It is a transcript of the gene COLEC10, whose product is annotated as collectin subfamily member 10. NCBI's taxonomy places the organism in Eukaryota, Metazoa, Chordata, Mammalia, Perissodactyla, Equidae. The record is from RefSeq and is a predicted model, not a curated record.
GCAGCCCUUUUUUGGAAUGUGCGCUCCAGAUACUUCACUUUCUUCCCCAAAGCACAAAGUUUUACUUAAAAUAAAGCUGUUUGUUUGGCUCUUCUGGGCGACCCUUUUUGGAAGAACCAGAGCAAUGGGUGGCUUUGGAGCCCCACUUCGAAGGAACCAGUUCAUCCUCCUGGUAUUUUUUCUUUUGCAAAUUCGGAGUCUGGGUCUGGACAUCGAUAGUCGUCCUACCGCUGAAGUCUGUGCCACACACACAAUUUCACCGGGACCCAAAGGAGAUGAUGGCGAAAAAGGAGAUCCAGGAGAAGAGGGGAAGCACGGCAAAGUGGGACGCAUGGGGCCAAAAGGGAUUAAGGGAGAACUGGGUGAUGUAGGAGACCAGGGCAACAUCGGCAAGACUGGGCCCAUCGGCAAGAAGGGUGACAAAGGGGAAAAGGGUUUGCCUGGGAUACCUGGAGGAAAAGGCAAAGCAGGUACUGUCUGUGAUUGUGGAAGAUACCGGAAAGUUGUUGGACAACUGGACAUUAGUGUUGCUCGACUCAAGACGUCUAUGAAGUUCGUCAAGAAUGUCAUAGCAGGGAUUAGGGAAACCGAAGAGAAAUUCUACUACCUUGUGCAAGAGGAGAAGAACUACAGGGAAUCCCUGACCCACUGCCGGAUCCGGGGUGGAAUGCUAGCCAUGCCAAAGGACGAAGCCGCCAACACGCUGAUCGCCGACUAUGUCGCCAAGAGUGGCUUCUUCCGGGUGUUCAUUGGGGUGAAUGACCUUGAGAGGGAGGGGCAGUAUGUGUUCACUGACAACACGCCACUGCAGAACUACAGCAACUGGAAGGAGGGGGAGCCAAGCGACCCCUAUGGUCAUGAGGACUGUGUGGAGAUGCUGAGCUCAGGCAGAUGGAAUGACACUGAGUGCCAUCUUACCAUGUACUUUGUCUGUGAGUUUGUCAAGAAGAAAAAGUAACUUCCCUCACGCUACAUAUUCAUUAUUUCCCUGUGACUACUAUCGCAGUUAUUUUUAUCCACCGUUUUCUUCCUAAUUGCACUAAAUUCAUUCUGACUCAGGACAAGUGAGACAUGAUAGACUGAGGUUUGGAAUCUCCAUCGUCAUGCCCUUCUGUGACAAUUUUGAACAAUGUCAUACAUCAUAUGUUAUUUAGCCAAUAGCUCACUGGGUUGCAUGGGUCCCAAGAGAGAGUUUAAAUUACUAGUUGUGCAGGAGGUAGUUAUCUCUGUCUCAUACGAAAUGUUCUCUUGUCCACCUCUCCCUAGAGCUCUAAACCACUAUCUAGCCCAGUGGAUAAGUGGACAGUUUGCCCUUACCCAAAGCCAGACAUAUGGGAAGGCUUUCUGUUAGGAAUGUUGAGAUAUUAUCUGUCUUUGAACCCAAGAUCCCCAAUUCUUUGACCAGUCACCCAUCAAUCACGGUCAUAGCUGC